UAAGAUGCUAAUAAUGACUGAAAACUACAAGGUCCUGUACAUAUGAGAUUUUUAAUGGCUUCACAGUGAAAAGAUUGUGAAAAAGAUACAUUGAGUAGACUUGUUGCAACCACACAUCAGACACACUGGGACCUGGUUUUCUUCAACAUUUCCCUGAAAGUUUGUCAGAUGACAACAUAUCUGCGGGCGAGCAGGUGAGAGAGAGCUAAGGAUAGAAAAUUGCUGCUGGGGAUUCUGUGAAAGACAGAUUGUGUUCUUCAAGGUCAAUUAUUUUCCAGAUCCAGUGUCUUCUCUUGUGAUGUCCUUAAGUUUUUAUAGUGAUGUGAUUGAAAGCAGCAUUGCAUGCCUGCUCAUUUUAUUGAGCAUAGCCUUUAUGCUUAUUAUGUCAUGAAAUUCCUUUGAUGAUCAGAGUGGAACACUUCAGUCUGUGUGGUUGUGGCUUAGGGUUGCAGCGGUAGUCGGUGUUACGGAGGAACAUGACAUCUAUUUCCUUUUUUUACAGACAUAAAAAGUGGUAGCCCAUGUUCAUCAAAUAAACAAUCUCUAAUUUGUAAAAAAAAAUUAAAAAUUGAAUAGUUAGUCUGAUGCUGUUGUAAAUAAAAUAGUGAAAGUGUAAGUGUCUGCUACAUGCAGCAGCAGAGCAGAGUCGCAUCACAGAGUAACGUUAGGAGAGUUGAACGGGUUCCGCCGACUCCUAUACCAGCCGUCCAUCAGACUCCGAUGUGUCCUUGGAGGAGGAUAAGGAGGCAGUGCGCAGAGAAGCAGAGCGACAGGCACAGGCACAGCUUGAUAAGGCCAAGGUGGGGCACCAGUCAGAUGUCAGUGGGGGUAGGAGACUACAUGAGAGAAGGUCCUGGCGCUGAGAGGACCAGUCUGGUCUAGGCAUGUGCCAGUAUGAGAUUUUGACGACCAAACCAGUUGCAUUUGCUGUUCGCACAAAUGUCAACUAUAGCCCGAGUCACGAUGACGAUGUCCCUGUGCCAGGCAUGGCCAUCUCCUUUGAAGCUAAAGACUUCCUCCAUGUCAAAGAGAAAUUCAACAAUGAAUGGUGGAUAGGACGUCUGGUGAAGGAAGGCUGUGAAAUCGGUUUCAUCCCCAGUCCAGUGAACCUUGAAAACACUCGUAUCCUCCUGGAGCAGAGAGCCAAACAGGGCAAGUUCCACUCCAGUAAAUUGGGAGCAAACUCUUCUUCUAGUUUAGGUGAAGUGGUUCCUAACUCACGGAAAUCUACUCCUCCAUCGUCUGCCAUUGACAUAGACGUCACAGGCUUAGACCCUGAAGACAAUGAGCUUCCCGUCAACCUGCGCUCCCCUAAAGCCAGUCCAAACACUGUCAUGUCACCCCUAUCAAAAGAGAAACGAAUGCCCUUCUUUAAGAAGACGGAACACAUUCCUCCAUACGACGUUGUGCCUUCCAUGCGGCCCGUGGUUCUGGUUGGACCAUCUCUGAAGGGCUACGAGGUGACAGACAUGAUGCAAAAAGCACUGUUUGACUUUUUGAAACACAGAUUCGAGGGAAGAAUAUCAAUCACUCGUGUCACGGCCGACAUCUCUCUUGCCAAGCGCUCAGUCCUGAACAAUCCCAGCAAGCAUGCCAUCAUUGAACGUUCCAGCACACGCUCAAACUUGGCUGAAGUCCAGAGUGAGAUUGAGCGGAUUUUUGAACUGGCCCGUACGUUACAGCUGGUGGUUCUGGAUGCCGACACCAUCAACCACCCAUCCCAGCUUGGGAAAACUUCCCUCGCCCCCAUCAUUGUGUAUGUCAAAAUCACGUCCCCCAAGGUGCUGCAGCGGCUCAUCAAGUCUCGAGGCAAGUCUCAGGCCAAACACCUCAAUGUCCAGAUGGUGGCUGCUGACAAGCUGGCUCAGUGCCCUCCUGAGAUGUUUGACAUCAUCCUUGAUGAGAACCAGCUGGAGGAUGCAUGUGAGCAUAUGGCUGAUUACCUGGAGGCCUACUGGAAAAGCACUCACCCCACCAGCUGCAAUCCCCCAAACCCACUUCCAGCAAAGCUGCCCAAAGCCACCCUGGCCUCCAGCCCAGCGGCCUCCGGUGUGCAGGAAAGCAGUGCAGAGCAGAAGGGAGAUAAAGCGUUAGUGGAGGGAAAGGGCUCCAGAGAGGAUCACCAGCACCAGCACCAUCAUCACCAUCACCACCACCACCACCAGACCCAGGACCAGGCUGAUGCUGAUGCUGAUGCUGAUGCUGAUGCUGAUGCUGAGGCUGAGGCUGAGGCUGAGGCUGACGGAGAGGGCAAUGAAGAGGAGAGGCCCCUUAGGACAGAGUCCACCAGGAGAGCCCAGCACAUCCAUCACCGUUCGUCUUCCACCAGGACUGAUCACCACAACCACCAUCACCACCACCAUCACCUCAGCAGUCGAGCCAGGGGCCUCUCCAGGCAGGAGACUCUGGACUCUGAGACCCCAGAGAGCCGAGAGAGCAAGGACUCCGCUUAUAUUGAGCCACAUACUCAGCUCCUCCAGCAGGAAGAUGAAGACGGGGAUGUAGGGGAGGGGCACCCCCAGCAGCAACAACGUUACGAGCCGCUGCCCCACCGUGACCACAACCACCAUCACCACCACCAUCACCGCGGUGGAGCUGAGGAUAUCGGCCACAGCACGGGACACCACCGCUCAAAAGAACGCGAACAGGACCAUAACGAGCGCAACAAGCAGCGCUCUCACCACCACCGGCCGGCACAUGACCACCACCAUCACUACCAUGAACGGGACCGAGACAAGGACCGAGAGGUGGAGGUGGCUCCCAAAAAGAGGGGUGAUGCGGGGGAGUGGGUCAGAGACUCCUACAUCCAUCAAUGACAGACCAACUCCUUCUGAAACUUUUGCUCUCCUUAAAAACUGUUCUGUUCUCCCAUUUUGCUGCUUUACCCUGAAACCACAGCAUCCUAUUUAAGUACACUUCCUUUGUAAAUGCUGUUGCUUUUUUUUCAACGGCAGGAUUUUGAUUACAUAGAUACAAAUAUAAAUAAAUGUAUGUGCGUAUCUAUGCAUAGACAUUGUUUAUGUGUGGAUAUGCAUGGAUAUUCUCAAAUAUGCAUAUUCUAAACCUGUGUUUGAUAAAGCAUGACCAAAGCAGAAUUUUUUUCUGUACUGAGCUGUGCUUUCUGUGAUUAGCAUUUUUUUAAAUUUUGAUUGUCUUUAUUCUUCAUCCUUCUGACUACUGUUAGGCUUGACUGAGUUGACUAAUCAAGUGAGUUUGAUGCUGUAUUUGCAGAGGUCUCUUCUUUAAAUAAUAUUUUUGGCAAUUUGGGUAAUACACUAAAUUAUUAAAUACAUAAAACUGAUGUAGUCUAAUACACUUCUGUAAUGAACUGUACCUUUAGGAAGGUUAUAAUCUUGUUUUUAUUGUUGUUGAAACUGUGUUACAGAGGUGUUGAUUGAACUCUUGUGCUGUUGGUUUGUGUUGUGUUACACUGACAUGUUUUUUAGAUUAUAUAUCUUGUAUAUCAUUGAGAGCAGGCUACGUAACAGAAACAUGUCUCUGUAUAUGCAGUUGAAACAACACAACUCUAAAACAGAUUUCAAAAUAUACUUAUAACCUUCACAAAGGUAGGCUUUAUUGCAUUUAAUUUAAUUACAUCAGACUAUAUUAGUUUUAGCUGGGUGUACUAGAUAAACUGGCAACUGAGUUUACAUAAGAACGAUCAACACCAAAAAUCAAAGCCACUGGUUAGUUUAGAAACAGCUAGACGGCGAAAAAAACGCCCGCACCUUUCAGAGGUCACCAAUUGACACUACAGUGUCACAUUUGUUUUAGCUGUACUAAAAGUCUAUGAUUGAUUAGUCUUAGUUUGACAGCAGCGCUUAACGUCAUCUAACUGGCAGCUGGCUGUAGCUUAAUACUUAACACACAGAUCCUAGAGUGGUAUAGAUCUACAUCAACAAAAUUUGUAAAUUAUUUCCCAAAGUGUCAUACAACUCCAUUCAUUUUAUGUUCAUCUUUUUUUGCUUAGUUCCCUUUUUGAAAUACUGCAUCCCUGGUUUUAGGCAUUUGGCACUAACAUGUUUAUGCCUCCUUCGAGGUGCACCUUAGUCAUGCCUUACAAGACAAACAAGUUAUACAAUAACUUCCUCUCUUACAUGCAGUACUGUUCUUUGUAUGUGUAAAGAAACAUUUUAUAGCAUUGAUACACCCUUUAAUCUGCACUUUUACUAAUUAACUCUGGUUUAACGUAAAAGUACGUUCUUCUUAAGUCUACUCCCUUUUCUAAUGAAUGUUGUUUCACUACCACUUAAAUUCCCACAUCAAAGUAUACAGACUGUUCAUUUUAGUAUUUUUCUUCAGUAUGUUCCUCACAAAAAAAAAACAAUUAAAGAUACAUUUGCUUAACAAAAUUCAAGCCAUUUCAAAUGUAAAUUAGAGAAAGAUUAUUUUCAGUAUUUUUGACAUUCUCCUGUCCCUGACUUCUACAAAGGAUCUAUUUAAUGCAGGUGAUGGUGUUUGAUCGUCCAACACUUAAACGUUAUGCUCAAUAGACAGCAUUGUUUAAUUUGUGUUAAAUUCAUUAUACUAGAAAUCAGAUUUGACUUAAAUUUGAGUCCAGGCCCCUCUGUUUACAAACCCACCAACCCCAUCCGCUCACUUUCUUUGGCUUUGCCUGACAAUUGUAUUUCUCAAAACUCCAUUUCUAUGCUACAUUGAUAGCACUACAGAUUUUUUUAACAGUGUACAUGUGUAUGUACAUAAUGCAAAAAUAUAAUGAAUGAAGUUGGCAACAGGACAACAGGAGGAGGCAGAGGAAUUUGAUGUGUGCUUUGUCAGAUGACCCAGACAGAGGGGGGAAAACUGGCUAUAAAUAGUCAUCUGAAACGCUACUGAAAAAUUGAGGUAGACUCACUGGCCUGCCUCCUGAGUCGUCAUGACAACAUCGACAUGAAUGACAAUACCGAGGGGAUGCAUUUAAAAUAGGAAGCUGCUUCUCCACAAACAGAUGCAUACAAAACAGACAAACAAGCACCGUCGGAGAUGCAGCUCAUUUAAUCUUAGAAUUUUUGUUGUUUAAAAAAAUGUUUUGGUGCUGCCGCGAGUAGAGCAUCCAUUUAAAUAAGCAGUCUACCACUGCAUACAUUGAAUAUACAAGAAAAUACACAGAUACAGCGAGUGGCGCAGUCUGCUGGCACUUCAAGACAGAUGUGUGGAUGGACUGAUGAGAGAGUAAUGGUUUUCUGAGGGAGGGGGAUUGAGUUUAUGUCACUGACAGGCCAAGGAAUUGCUGCAUGACACACGAAUGGGCCAGAUGUGCACUGUAGGCACAAAUCCCUAAAUUACUGUGUUCAGAUUUAAUGGACGCGUAUCAUUUAUUUUGCACUAAAUAAAUAAAUGGUAACACCUUAAGUCCAUUUAUUUUAUAUAAAAUAUGUCAUGACAAAUGAUAUGUUACUAUUUUUGAAAAAUAUUGCACAUCAAUACUAAAUGUCUUUAUAGCAGCUCCAAGUUCAUUUGCUUGUACUUGAUAUUACUUAUUUGAUACUUUCAAGUUUAUUUUGUUGAUUAUACUUCUGUAUUUUUACUUACACUGAUUAUAGUUUCAAACGUGUCGUUAAAUGUUAAUAUGGUGCUUAUAAAUGAUAAAAGGUUGAUUUCA
Molecule: messenger RNA, 5602 nt
Organism: Scophthalmus maximus (turbot)
Lineage: Eukaryota; Metazoa; Chordata; Actinopteri; Pleuronectiformes; Scophthalmidae
Gene: cacnb2a
Product: calcium channel, voltage-dependent, beta 2a
Exons: 14
Coding region: 885-2816 (643 amino acids)
Biological process (GO): chemical synaptic transmission; regulation of voltage-gated calcium channel activity; neuromuscular junction development
Cellular component (GO): voltage-gated calcium channel complex
Molecular function (GO): high voltage-gated calcium channel activity; protein binding
Source: RefSeq, a predicted model, not a curated record